Galdieria sulphuraria is the source of this 1303-nucleotide messenger RNA. RefSeq names its product zinc transporter, ZIP family. NCBI's taxonomy places the organism in Eukaryota, Rhodophyta, Bangiophyceae, Galdieriales, Galdieriaceae. The coding region runs from base 86 to 1198 and encodes 370 amino acids. Gene Ontology annotation, cellular component: plasma membrane. The record is from RefSeq and is a predicted model, not a curated record. Gene Ontology annotation, molecular function: zinc ion transmembrane transporter activity. Gene Ontology annotation, biological process: zinc ion transmembrane transport. The transcript has a single exon.
CUUACGGAGCUUUAUGGAAGAAGCAUUUGUUAAUUGAUUUGGAUGUGGCUUACUUGGAGGAGAAGUUUGCUGGUCACUUAACGUUAUGAAUACUUCGGGAGAGUAUUCACUGCUUCUUCAUUUUGGUUCAGUUUUGAUCCUUUUUGCCUUCAGCUUAUUAGGCAUUUGUUUGCCUCUCCAGCACCAAGUUGCCUCUGCAUUGUUUCGCUCUCCCAAUAUUUUGCUGUUUGCUCGUGCCUUUGGAACUGGCAUAGUUCUUGCCACUGGAUUUGUUCACCUACUGGGUCACGCAUAUGAACAUGUUAGCCUUGUCGAUUUGCAAGGUUUGACCUCAGGAAUUGUCGGUUUAGCUGCUCUAGGUGGAGCUGUAUUUGUGCAGUUUGUCGAAUUUGUCGCUACGAGAGCCAUUGAAGGUAAAAAACUGGAACUGCGUGAAAACUCCGUUGAAGAAUCGAGACCUAUACAUCAACAGACUAAAAACUAUAGCAACCUGGAAGUGACUGAGUCAAAUAAUGACAACAGAAACAAAGUGUUUGAAGGACGAGUUCCGACUGGUGAAUCUUCCUUUUCGAAAAACUCUGGAGAAUGUAUUUCCUCAACACAGAAUUUAAGUUCUUCGCACGUCACAGAUGUAUUUGAGCAUUGUCAUUCAAGAAGUAAUCAUAGUCAUGCUGCAUAUAUUGAUCAUGUUCUUAUACAUUUCAGUCAGUUCUCCGAUCGACACAUUGUCAUUAUUAUCCUGGAGUUUGGUAUUGCGUUUCAUUCUUUUAUGAUAGGAACUGGUUUAGGAGUCGUGGAAGAUAAAGAGUUUGCGGCUUUCUUUGUCACUUUAUCUUUUCAUCAGUUUUUUGAAGGGAUGGCUUUAGGUUCUGUUAUUCUACAAGACCUGAAUAUUCUUUCAUGGCGCUUUGUGCUCGUUUCUGCUACCAUCUUUAGCACAAUGACUCCAUUAGGAACUCUGUUUGGUAUUAUUCUGGAAGGUUUAGGGGUUUCUUUCUUUUCUAGCAGUUUAUUUCGAGGUCUAGCGGAUGCUAUAUCCGCAGGUGUUCUUAUAUAUACAGGAUUGGUAGAACUGCUGACAUAUCAGUUUACUUCGAGUUUGGAGUUUCGAAAAGGUCGACUAUCGAUUGUACUCGUUGCGUAUCUUUUCAUGCUGUUUGGUGUUUGUAUCAUUAUGUUAAUUUCCUUGUUUUCGUAAAAGUUCAAGUAUAACAAACAAAUUGUACGCAUAGAAUAGUUUCUGCAGUCACAAUAUGUUAUCAUACACACACGUGCUUAUAUGAAUAAAUUUCGCAUUUUAUAU